Molecule: messenger RNA, 2864 nt
Organism: Rhipicephalus microplus (southern cattle tick)
Lineage: Eukaryota; Metazoa; Arthropoda; Arachnida; Ixodida; Ixodidae
Gene: capt
Product: adenylyl cyclase-associated protein 1
Biological process (GO): cell morphogenesis; cytoskeleton organization; actin filament organization
Cellular component (GO): cytoplasm
Molecular function (GO): adenylate cyclase binding; actin binding
Source: RefSeq, a predicted model, not a curated record
UUUGGUUCGCAGCGGCAGCAGCGCAGGAAUCAUCGCCACCGUGGUUUUCUGAACGCUACUAGCCGACCCUACGUUAGCGAGAAGAAACGGUUCCACCUGUCCCGCUGCUAGUCGCGUUUGCUUCGAACGCCGUCGCUGCUCUUGCCGCCGGUGCCUCCCCAAAAGAGUCCCGCCCUGCUGUCGCCGUCAGACUUGUUUGGAUAGAUGUCUGAAGACCGUCUCAACGCUGUGCUCACUCGGCUCGCGGGACUUCGAGUGGCUCGAGAUCACCUCGGCAGUGUGACAACCAUGUCAGUGCCGGAGUUGGCUGCGUUGGUGGACCGGCUGGAGCAGGUGGCCUUCCGGCUGGAGCGAUGCGAAGGCCAGGCCUUCGGAGGUGGAGGAGGUUCUCCUGCCGCACGCCUUUUGCAGCGUGGCACCUCGGUGGAACUGGUGUCAGCCUCGGUGCAGGGUUUCGAGGCUCUCCUCAGAGGACCCGUGCAGGCCUAUCUCAGCCUCAGCCGCACCAUUGGUGGAGACGUCCAGACUCACGCAAGCAUGGUGGAGAAAGCUUUGAUGACGCAGCGACAGUUCCUAGGUGUCGUGGCCAAGUCUCGACAGCCUGACAAGCAUGGCCUCGUCACUCUUCUGCAACCAACGUCGGAGCAGAUUCAAGCAAUUCAGGAUUUCAGGGAGAAGAACCGCACCAGCAAGCUUUUUAACCACUUGUCGGCGAUCAGCGAAUCCAUUGCGGCUCUAGGAUGGGUGACAGUUGCACCUGCCCCAGCUCCGUUCAUCAAGGAGAUGAGCGAUGCCUGCCAGUUCUACACCAACAGGGUUCUAGUAGACUACAAGGAGAAGGACAAGACGCACGUGGACUGGGCCCGCUCGUGGCUCACCGUGCUCUCGGAACUUCAGGCCUUUGUGAAGGAGCACCACCUGACUGGUCUUGUGUGGAAUCCAAAGGGUGGCGAUGCCAUGGCACUGGCUGGCAGUGGUGCAGCACCAGGAGGCGGUGCUGGAGGUCCUCCUCCACCGCCGCCACCACCGCCAGCCGAUUUCAUGAACAACCAAAUUCCUGCUGAGGACCCCCGAGCUGCCCUCUUCAGGGACCUCAACAAGGGAGAGGACAUCAGCAAAGGGCUGAAGAAAGUGAGCAGCGACCAGAUGACCCACAAGAACCCCGCAUUGCGCUCACAGGCACCUGUGGCACCAAAAUCUGCGCCGACGCAGCAAGCCUCGCGAUUUGGCUCUAAGCCUUCCCAGGAGAUCACCAAGCCUCCCAAGCUGGAACUAGAAGGAAAGAAGUGGUGUGUUGAGUACCAAGUGAACAACCAGGGCAUCGUGCUCGAUCAGACCCAGAUGAACCAGUCUGUGUGCGUGUAUAAGUGUGUCAACUCUGUCAUCCAGGUCAAGGGGAAGGUGAACUCCAUUGUCAUUGACUCUUGCAAGAAGACGGCCGUGGUGUUUGAGGACAUUGUGUCGGUGGUGGAGUUCAUCAAUUGCCAGAGUGUCAAGGCGCAGUCGAUGGGCCGGGUGCCCACCAUCGCGGUGGACAAGACGGACGGCGCGCACAUCUACCUGUCAGACAAGUCUCUGGACGUCGAGGUGGUCACCUCCAAGUCGUCCGAAGUGAACGUGUCUAUACCCACGCCUAGUGGAGACUUCAUGGAGAUACCAGUUCCGGAGCAGUACAAGUCCACCUGGAACGGCAAGGCCUUGACAACGUGCGUCAUCGAGAAGGCAUAAGACUGCUCUAACAGGAGGUGUCGCACGUCUUCCAACACCUCGUCCUCUCUGCGGCAGAUAAGGAGCAAGCACCCGCUAAUCAGUGCUUACGAUAAAAAAGAGAAAGUUCUAAAAAAACAUCCUUUUCUGCCACAGUACACGACAAAGUGUUUCUGCUGUCAUGGGCCAGACAGCGUGCAGCAUUACGAGCAAAGUUGCGAUGGCCCAAGUUUUUUCUCUCUAUUUAUACGCGCAUGAAGUGACCUCGUCAAGUGAUGACCAGGCUGAUCCGACUUACCCUCGACAUUUUGCACUUUUACACUCGCCUUUCUCCUUAAAUUUUUUUACCUAGUCUGUAGGGGUGUGCGAAUAUUCGAAAUUUUAAUUAUAAUUCGAUUUUUCCUGAUAUUUGACCAUCACAAAUAUCUGUGCGUGUUUUCAAAUACUUGAACGUUGCUUGCUCAAAUAUACGAAAGUAUUGAGUAUUCGAGUAGGUAAUAACUCGUCCUAUGAAUUCCGCUAGCUGUAAGAACACGCUGAUAUAUCCAUCUAUAAAACAUAUGAAGUCGAAGCUUAGUUUCGGUGGAGCCCCAAUCAUGGUCUUUGUAGAGCCUAGUAUGUCAGUUAUCCUAGGGGCUCCGCACUCCAAAUUAUGCACGUCAGUUUUCUCUUGUACACUUGCUCACUACAGGACUUUAUGACCACUGUAACACCUGUGGAAGCAGUGAUAUCAAAACGCAUACGACACAGCACUCUUGGCAUGCUUGCACUUUUAAUAAGUAAAGAUCCGUUUCAAGUUAGCCUUUUAUAGUGUUGGAAGUGUUGUCGUGCUUAGGGAGCGCUUAAUUUCUGUUGAACAGUUAAUUUUGCCUUACGGUAGCUGCCACCUAGUGCAAUGCAGUUAACAGUUCCAAGACCAUUUAAUUUAAGACAUCUGUUAAUGGUUCAUUUGUAUUCAAUUCUUGCGAGAAAACUUCAAUAUUUGCAUACUCCUACUAGUCAGAGAUGGGCAAACGUGUAAGCAAAAUCAUCCUAGUAAUCAAAUGUGUGGACCGACGUGAUUCUGAAGUGCUUUUUCUUUUUUCAAGCGAGACGUGUGCGUGGAGAUUGUUCGAGAAUUGCAAUCGAUUGCUCAAUAAAGACAUCUGGGAUGGGAA